Molecule: messenger RNA, 3175 nt
Organism: Mobula hypostoma (lesser devil ray)
Lineage: Eukaryota; Metazoa; Chordata; Chondrichthyes; Myliobatiformes; Myliobatidae
Gene: nherf2
Product: Na(+)/H(+) exchange regulatory cofactor NHE-RF2
Exons: 6
Coding region: 377-1351 (324 amino acids)
Biological process (GO): protein localization to plasma membrane
Cellular component (GO): apical plasma membrane
Molecular function (GO): protein-membrane adaptor activity; signaling receptor binding
Source: RefSeq, a predicted model, not a curated record
GUGUCAUUGUUUAUAGCGUCGGCCUCAAUGCACUCGGUACGUGCGAGUUAGUCUUAUAGAACAGAUGAACUUACUUACAAUCUUUUUUUUUUGAGUAUAUAGUUGGAAGGAGGACAGAAGACUGGUUUCUGCGGAUUGGUUUGAUUCUACUUGUCUGGAAGUGGAAGUUUCAAGGAAAUUUAAACGAAUUGUGCUUCGGUACGACGCCAGCGAUGGGAAUUUAACUCCGGGUUUUGGUGGGCGCAGUACAGGCGCACAGACUCACCCCCGGCGCCAGUACAGACACAACCAAAGUUUAACUCGUCCGGACGCACGGAGGCAAUAAUUUGCCCCGAGCGCAAUUCGCCAGAGGUAGCGAGAGAUCGGAGCCGCGGGGAUGGCAAAGGAUCACUUGAAACCGCGCCUGUGCCAUAUGAUAAAAGAGGAAAGUGGUUAUGGUUUUCACCUGCACGGGGAGAGGGGGAAACCUGGACAGUACAUCCGCAAAGUGGAGCCCGGCUCUCCGGCAGAGGCUGCGGGUCUGUCUGCUGGAGACCGGGUCAUUGAAGUUAACGGCCACAAUGUGGAGAAGGAGCCCCACCACCAGGUUGUGCAGCGGAUCAAAGCGAUGGAGCACGAGACGCGGCUGCUGGUGGUGGACAAGGAGACGGAUGAGUAUUUGCGCAGUCAGCACCUUGCUGGUACAGGGGGCUACGACCAGAAUCUCGCUCCGGAAAACUCCAAGGACAACGGGCAAGUGUGGAAGCAGCAAGGAGUAAUAAGCCGCGGAGAGCCCACCAGGUUAUCCAACAGGUCCAUUGAUGGGAACAAGAAGGAACUCAAUGGACAAGCCAAGGAGCUGUGCCCUCGCCUCUGCUGCAUGAAGAAGAGUCCAAAUGGCUAUGGCUUUAACCUACACAGCGAGAAAGCAAAGCCCGGCCAGUAUAUCCGGUCUGUAGACCCGGACUCCUGCGCAGCUAAAGCUGGUCUUCGUCCUCAGGAUAGAGUUGUGGAGGUGAAUGGGGUCAACAUUGAAGGGAAGAAACACAGCGAGGUUGUGGCCUGUAUCAAAGCCAGUGAAGAGGAGGCCAGGCUUCUGGUGGUGGACCCGGAGACAGAUCAGUACUUCAAGAAACUGGGAAUAACUCCAACUGAAUCGCAUCUGAGAGGGCCCUUGCCACUGCCACUUGCAAAUGGAUCUCCGCGGACACAGGUGAAAGGAGACAUGGACAAUGAUCCAUUUGUAGAGAGUGGAUUGAAUUUGAGUCCCACAGCAGCAGAAACCCGAGAGAAGAUGCAGGCUAACCGCAAGAACAAGCGGGCACCUCAGAUGGAUUGGAACAAGAAGCAUGAAAUCUUCAGCAACUUUUAACGGACUGUCCCGUUGAACUCUUCACUGAGCCCGACCUUUGGCAUCUUCAGUUAAUUAAUCUUCACUUAUCUACUUGCUGUCAUGGCAAAGUAAAAAAAAAUCGCCUGUUAACGUGAUUGUUAGAAGACUGUGACCAAAGCUUUCCUUUCUUUCUUCAAGCUAGCUACUUGCUUUUAGCUUAGGAUAUACCUUGAACAGAUCUACGGUAGUGUGGUUCUAACCCUGCUCGUGAUCUGACGUACGUCUUUCACCGACUGGUUUCCCAUUUGUGCUCUUGUGACCCAAAUUUUUGAUGCUCCAAAUGGGGCUAGAAUGAUUGGGGCCACAGUCAUUUUGCAAAGCAGAAUUAGCCUUUUAUGCUCUCCCCUGUGCAAGGUUCUUGUUUGAUGUCAUUAACCUGCAGGCGAUGAAACCAUUCACUAAAGUCGUCUGUGACUACUUCUUCAGUGUUUUCAGAGAUGUCUGGCUAGAAAUGUCUCACCGUACCUGUUCUUGUCUUAUAUUGUCACAGUUCCAUUUCACCAGACAGUGGUUUAAUUGCAAAGUCUUAUUAAAUUUAAUGACAACUUAGAUAACGUGAGGUGGGUGGAAGGAGAGAUGAGCGUUCCUAAGCAUUACAGCCUUAAUGUAAUACACUAUUAUAAAGGGACCAGAUUACUGCACAUAAAGACAUGUAUUAACUCUUUUUGUAUGCUAACUGCUGUUUUAAGCAGCACUGAAAAUAUUUUUUACGUUUUUCCCUUCAGAAUAUUUUCAUGAGGUUUUUAAUUGAUAGUAAUGCAUUAUGAAGUGAACUGUGUUAUUUCAAGGGAGUGCACAUUAGAGAGUCUAUGGAGAUGAAAUAAUGGCAGAGUACCAUUUCAGAUUUGUAACAUGCAUUUAAUUCUUUCACUCAUUAUCUCAUAAUCAACAGACACAUUUUAUAAUGAAUCGAGAUCAAUAGAAAAUUCAGAAAUAUGCUUAAUUUGACCACACUUUAAUUGAACGUAGUAACUCAAAGUGUAAAGUCAUUGGUACUAACUAGAUAUAACAUUCAUCAAUGUGCAAGCUGUUCCCUAUUGAAUAGAAUAGCGACAUUUAUUUACACUAUAUUCUAAGAAUCCCUGUGGGUCUGUGGUCAUUUAAGAUGGGUAGAAUGUAGAGAAAAAAACAAGUUUGGGGUCGAUGAUGAUGGAUUUGCUGCAAUUGUUGAAAAUUGUAAAGAGAAUAGUUUUGGUAAGAGAGAGGAUACUUUAGUGACUAACCUGCACCUGCUUUCUGGUAAUUUCUAACGAUCCAUUUUCAAAUUUCAUUAACUUUACUCUGCGCCUGUACAUUUCUGCUGAAAAUGAAUCUCUUUCGCUGCAGCCUGCAUCAUCUGGACUAACAAUUCCUCCCUGUUUCAGAGCUUCAUUCUUAAUUUUUGUCUUUUAUCCAAUCCCAAGCCGAUAUUUUGAACCGAAGGCCAAACUUGGGUGCCACUUUAGGAAUAGUCUUUACUCACUCCUGCUAUUGACUACCUAGAAACAUUUCACAAGAGGCUUGGGUACACAAGUUUAACGUGACCUUCGGUAUUUUGUGCUGGAAAAAAUCAGAAGCUCCUUUGACAAAUUGGUGGGGAUACUCAGCAGGACAGAAACAGUUAAAUUCCAGGUCAAUAAUCUUACAUCUGAACCUCUCUGAUAAGCUAACCCUGACAUAUCAACUCUAUCUCUCCACGGACCAUGCCGACUGAUUGAGUAUUCACAGCUUUUUUUUUGUGUAUUUUCUAUUUUGAGAAUCUACUAGUUUUUUUUUAUUAUUUGCUUUAGUUUUAAUACUUGUUUGAAAAUACUGAAAAUCCAC